CAACACUCGCUGGUUUUAUUCGGUCUUCGGCAGUCGCGCAUGCCGCACGUGGUCCCUGGUCUUCACGUUAGUUUACACACACGUUACGUUAACGUUACUUUACGAAACGCCGCACUCUUGCUUCGCUCCCUUCGUUCCAUCGGGGGUGUCCGUUCAACAAUUUCCUUCCACGACGAUUGGCGUAUUAUCGCUGACCUGUGUCUGUGCAUCGAUCAAACCACUAAACCACAACAGCUCUUUCACGAUUUUUCGCAUAGGGCAGUAACUCUUCGACCAUGGAUAGAUACGUUUUAUUGGCUCUCUGCCUAGCAGGAAUCUGCAUCGGUCUGACGGAAUGCAAAUCCAAGAAGAACCACGAUCUUCUCACCAAAAUUGGACUGGCACGAGUCCGGGCACCGAACAGCCAUUACAGGAAACGACUUGCGGACGAAUCCAGGCACCACAGCAGAUCCGACGAUUCCCACAUGUUCGUCAUCAAGUUACCACCAAACCCGCAUUACUACGUCCACAACAGACCCAACUCGUACAUGGAACCAGAGAAUAAAGUUCCAGUAGGUUUCAAGAGCAACGGAAAACCGGGAAAGAUCUACCAUUGGAAUAUACCUGUCAUCAAGAAGAUAGCCCAAUCCAAAGCCAAAUCGAGGAAGAGCGACGAUUCGAUGAUUGUGGACAUCAAGCAUACAAACUGGAACGACGUUUUGGAUAAACCCUUGACGAAUCCUAGCAGCUACAAGAAACCCUCGUACUACGUUCCGGCGAAGCUGAAGAAGUCAUCGUUCUUCAAGUACUUCCCAGGAAACGGAAAACCGAAAUCCUUCUACGUGAUCGAAAAGAACAAGAGGAAGGCGCAUCGCCACAAGCUGCUCGAUUGAAAUGGCUAAAUAUAUAUAAAUGUAUACACUAUUUAAUGAAAGGAAAUCGAAAAGACUUUGUGCAAUACGAGUGCUGGUUAUAUAUAAAAAAUAAGAAAACAUACAAUAUAAAUAUAUUUUUGUGAUUAUAUAACAAUUUAUCUGUUCUCCUUCUACAAGUUCGUUUUCGGCAUAUCAAUUAACAUAGGUUAAGACCUUUCCACACUGGAGGAUCAUUACAUAACAAGAAAUAUAUGAUUACAACAAAAGCACGAACGAUAUUUGAAACAAUGUAAAUAAAUUUGUAAAACUCGUCAACAAUUCAUA
Nicrophorus vespilloides is the source of this 1178-nucleotide messenger RNA. RefSeq lists its product as uncharacterized. The transcript is spliced from 2 exons. The coding region runs from base 276 to 872 and encodes 198 amino acids. NCBI's taxonomy places the organism in Eukaryota, Metazoa, Arthropoda, Insecta, Coleoptera, Silphidae. The record is from RefSeq and is a predicted model, not a curated record.